Molecule: messenger RNA, 1837 nt
Organism: Salarias fasciatus (jewelled blenny)
Lineage: Eukaryota; Metazoa; Chordata; Actinopteri; Blenniiformes; Blenniidae
Gene: stac
Product: SH3 and cysteine rich domain
Exons: 12
Coding region: 218-1558 (446 amino acids)
Biological process (GO): positive regulation of protein localization to plasma membrane; skeletal muscle contraction; positive regulation of voltage-gated calcium channel activity
Molecular function (GO): transmembrane transporter binding
Source: RefSeq, a predicted model, not a curated record
ACGCACGAAGCCUCAAUAUAGGAAGCGCGAGGAGCUUCAGCAGGCUGAGCAGACUGACCCCGACCGGCGAGGAGCGGAGCAGGUCCCCCUCCGGUCCCCCUCCGGUCCCCCUCCGGUCCUCCUCCGGUCCUCCUCCGGAUCUCUGGAUGUCUCCUCCGACGCGACGGCACCAGGCACAGCCGGAGACUGAGCGCCCAGCGGCCGCUCUGUAGAGAGGAUGAUCCCGCCAGCCGCCAUGCUCCAGGACGGCAGCGGCGACCGGGAGCACGAGCAGGACCGGGAUGACACCCCCAGAUCCCCCACGGCCAGCGCCGGCCAGCAGGAGACCAAGAGCGCUGAGAGGCCGGAGCAGCAGAAGAGGAAGCUGCAGAGACUCAAACGCUCGCUGUCCUUCAAGACGAAGAGCAUCCGCAGCAAGAGCGCCGACAACUUCUUCCGAUCGAGCAACGAGACCAAGACGGAGCUGCUGUCGGACGUGAGCAGCAGCACGGGACACCUGUGCAGCAUCGGCCUGGCCCCGCCCCUCUCCACCGGCCUGCCCAUCCCCCCGGUGCCUCCGGCCAUCCCCUGCGCCCCUCCGCCCACCUCCCGCUCGCAGGCCCGGAACCCCCUGCAGGUGGACUCGGCGGGACACUGCUUCAUGGAGCACAUCUUCAAGAAGCCCACCUUCUGCGACGUCUGCAACCACAUGAUCGUAGGUACAACAGCCAAGCACGUGGUGUUUCUGGCAGGGAACACUGCAAAGCAUGGCCUCCGCUGCAAAGCCUGCAAGAUGAGCCUCCACCACAAGUGUGAGAAUGGAGUUGGCCAGCAGCGUUGCAUGGGCAAACUGCCUAAAGGCUUCCGUCGUUACUACAGCUCUCCCUUGCUGAUCCAGGAACAGUACGGCUGUAUCAAAGAGGUCAUGCCCAUCGCCUGUGGGAACAAGGUGGACCCGGUCUACGAGGCCCUGCGGUUCGGGACGUCUCUGGCCCAGAAGGCCAAGCGGGCCAGCGGCUCCGAGUCUCCACGCAGGAACUCGACCAGCGACUUGGACCAGGUUCCAGAGGAAGUCGUGGCUCACGGCAGCAGACAGGAGCUGUCCAGGAAGCACAGCGACGGCGUUUUCACCGUCAUGGAGAACGGGAUGGAGCUUUACCACCAAGCAGACAGAAACCCUGACAGAACGCUGGUGGAGCAGCGCCGCCUGCAGGACGACGUCCUGAAGCUCAACAGCUACGUGGCCCUGUUCAGCUUCACCCCCCAGGACAGCCAGGACCUGGAGAUGAGAGCCGGAGACAGGAUCUUGUUGGCGGACGACUCGAAUGACGACUGGUGGAAGGGUGUGAUCCAGGACCGCGUUGGGUUCUUCCCCUCAGCCUUCGCCCAUCAGCUCCACGCCGGAGACCAGGUCUUCAGGUGCAACAGGACCUUCAUCGGCUGCAAGGAGCAGGGCCAGAUCACCCUGAAGGAGGGACAGAUCUGUGUGAGCAGUGAGGGCGAGCGCGGCGGCUUCAUCAGAGUGACCAGUGGGAAGAAGACGGGCUUCGUGCCCUGCGACGUUCUGGAAAUGGUCUGAGACCAGAGCAGGGGGGUCAGAGGUCAGAGGAGGUCCAGCUCUCCUCCGCUCAGGACGAGGACAUCAGCCUGAGACCAGGAACUGCUCAUGGACGGAGACGGGACAUCACUGUGUCACUGGAUUUAAUUUAUGUUCUUCAUUUCUGACUUUCAUUCAGCUGCAAGUUUUAUUCCUGAAGGUCUAGUUAGUGUUCCUCCUGAGGGUCUAGUGUUCCUCCUGAGGGUCUAGUGUUCCUCCUGAGGGUCUAGUGUUCCUCCUGAGGGUCUAGUGUUCCUCCUG